AUGAGAGAUCGGCCUGUCAUCAGCAUCGAACAUUACACCAUAUACUGCGGCGAUGCUGAUGAGAAGAAAGUGGGUGACUGCGCUAUAGCUGUGAGAAACGAUUACAAGAACCUGGUGGAGGAAUUCGGCUCAACGUUGUCUAGAUGCGCCUUUUUACGACUGCGGGAUCGCAGAGGACGUAGACUCCGGAUCGCAAGUGCUCACGCACCUACGAAAACCGCUGAGGACAACAGCAAGGACGCCUUCUAUGAUGAACUCAAUGCGUUGAUGUCUAAAAUACCAAGCCAGCAGGUGGACAUUGCCAGAAUCAACGCAAAUGCGAAAAUGAGACUCGAAAAACAAUCUCAUGUGCUGAAAAAAUGGUAUUAUCCAGCGAAGCGCACAUCGGAUAACUGUGACCCUAUUGUUUACUUACGUGAGCAGACGAGCCUCAUCAUCGCCUUCACGUUUAAGAGGAAUCAUCGACGUCAUCAGCUCACGUGGCAGGGUUCAACUCCUUUAACGCCUGAAGAGGAGCACAAGCGGAAGAUGAGGACUCUUUAA
Messenger RNA from Necator americanus (New World hookworm), 543 nucleotides. RefSeq lists its product as uncharacterized. The transcript has a single exon. The coding region runs from base 1 to 543 and encodes 180 amino acids. NCBI's taxonomy places the organism in Eukaryota, Metazoa, Nematoda, Chromadorea, Rhabditida, Ancylostomatidae. The record is from RefSeq and is a predicted model, not a curated record.